This is a messenger RNA of Rhinopithecus roxellana (golden snub-nosed monkey), 895 nucleotides long. RefSeq names its product mitochondrial ribosomal protein L14 (gene MRPL14). Gene Ontology annotation, molecular function: structural constituent of ribosome. The coding region runs from base 248 to 685 and encodes 145 amino acids. The record is from RefSeq and is a predicted model, not a curated record. Gene Ontology annotation, biological process: translation. Gene Ontology annotation, cellular component: mitochondrion; ribosome. The transcript is spliced from 3 exons. Lineage: Eukaryota; Metazoa; Chordata; Mammalia; Primates; Cercopithecidae.
CGCACGCAAGGCGCGCGCGCACUCUCAGAUCGCGUCCGCCGGGCUGGGCCUGGUGCGCAGGCGCUGGGGAGAGACCGCGUGGGGCGAAGGCGGCGCUUGGCCGUUGGGGCCGGCGGCGGGAUUUUCCCGGGCGGCGAGAGCGGUAUGGUGGGGUGCGGGGGUGGGCGUCAAGGCCCUAAUUCUCUCCUUCUCUUCCUUUCUCUCCAGUAGGGGAGGCCCACUCCCCGGGGAUCUAUCUUGGGAUCCCAUGGCUUUCUUUACUGGGCCCUGGGGCCCCUUCACCUGUGUACGCAGAGCACUGAGCCAUCGCUGUUUCAGCACCACUGGGAGCCUGAGUGCGAUUCAGAAGAUGACGCGGGUGCGAGUGGUGGACAACAGUGCCCUGGGGAACAGUCCAUACCAUCGGGCUCCUCGCUGCAUUCAUGUCUAUAACAAGAAUGGAGUGGGCAAGGUGGGCGACCAGAUACUACUGGCCAUCAAGGGACAGAAGAAAAAGGCGCUCAUUGUGGGACAUUGCAUGCCUGGCCCCCGAAUGACCCCCAGAUUCGACUCCAACAACGUGGUCCUCAUUGAGGACGACGGGAACCCUGUGGGGACACGAAUUAAGACACCCAUCCCCAUCAGCCUGCGCAGGCGGGAAGGCGAGUAUUCCAAGGUGCUGGCCAUUGCUCAGAACUUUGUGUGAGUUGAGCCCAGGCCUCUGGUUGCAGGAGGGCUCGUGAAUGGAGCAGUUCUGAGAACCACACUUUUGCUAAGGGAGCUUGGGAGCCACAUGGCUGCUCCCUUCACACUGGGUAACAGUGUAAUGUCCUGUGGGAGAAUAAAUAUAUUCAUUUAUGUGUUCUUCCGGAGCUUUCUGGGAUGUGGUGGGAAAAUAAAUGACACUGAAACAGUU